CCUGUCAGAGGGGGGGGGGGCAAGAGGAGGAAGCCAUUUUUGCUCCUCGGCGGCGUCUUAGUGCUUCGUUUUGAGGAAGUGAAACUCGAGGACGGCUGGCAGCUUUUAUUUUCUGUGUUUCAGAGACGUUUGCAUCAGCAGGAAGGAGAGGUCAGCUGCAGAUGUUUUCGUCCUCCAGGUGAAGUUUGACUUCAGGCCGGGUUCAAGAUGAGCGGCGAGCGAGUGCCGAGCCGAGCCGAGGUGACGGGGUGGAGCCCUCAGCAGCUGGCCGAUUACCUGAACCGGAUGAGUCUGAGCGGCUGUGAUAAAGUGGUGUUGAAGAACUCCAUCAGCGGCUCAAGAUUUGUGAAUCUGAGCGAAAACGAUUUGCAGAAAUUCCCCAAACUCUACGCUCCGAUGAUCACUAAGAUCAGCUCUCAGAUCAGCAAGAAGGAGGAGAAGAGGAGCCUGUUCGGGAUAAAACCGACCAAAUAUCAUGAACCAGAAGCAGCGGCUGAGGUUCAGGGUUGGGGUGCAGGCGAGUUUACGGAUGACGAGUUUGACGAUGACUACGAGGAUCCGGACAGUGGGGGGGAUGGGGGGGGCAGCGACUACGAGUCUCCGAUGGACGACGACGAUGAUGACGGAAACAACGACUACGAGCCCCCCCCCUCCGAGCCCUCCGAGAACAUGGCCCUCAAACUGGGCCCCCCCCGACCGCUGGAGGACACAAUCUACAUCGGGGAACCCAAAGACUGCUCUAAGUAUAAAGUGUGUGUGUGUGUGUGUGUGUGUGUGUGUGUGUGUAGGCAGCCAUGUUCCCUCAAGAGGCCCUGCCCCUGCUGUGUGUCCCCGCCCCCCCGCCGCCACCCUCUCCGUACCAUUCCUCCGGGGCCGCCGAAGAUCUUUCGAGCAAACAAACCGGGCCGAGACUCGGGACCCAACCCGUCCCCCGUCAGAGGACCUCAUCGCAACACAGUGGAAAAGCCGGGCACUAAUUCUUGGAGGCUUCAGCAGGACGACCCAGAUCCUCCAGCCUGGAACAAACCUGCAGUUCUUCCCCCGAACUCAACCUCCGUCAGUCGGAGCAACUCCUCCGCCAGACCUGCUGCCAACAGGUUUGACACGAGGAAAGAGCAAACACACACUGAAGCUCCUAAACACAACACCUUUCCCCUUCAAAAUAAAAGUCAACCCCCACGUCCUGGACUCCCCUCUCGCCCAGGAGACAGCCUGCCUCCCACUGUUCCCACUGCCGGCUCUCUGCCACACAAACUGCAAUCUGGCUUCGGAGGAUCAGACAGACAAUCGUUUCGUCCUACUCUACCUACAACAGCACACGUACAGGAUCUGGACCCGAGCUGGUACGUGGGUAAAGUGACCCGAGGUCAGGCGGAGGGAUGUCUGCAGCGAGUCAACAAGGACGGGGCCUACCUGGUGAGGGACAGCACUCGGCAGCUGGCCCAGCAGCCGUUCACUAUGAUGGUUUUGUUCCAGCAAAAGGUUUUCAACAUCCAGAUCCGAGAGCAGGGGGGGCACUUCCUGCUGGGGACCGGGCUCAAGGUCAAAGAGUCCUUCCCCUCGGUGAGCGACAUCAUCUCCCAUUACUCCCACUCCCCCCUGCUGCUGAUCGAUGCUAAGAACCGCGGCUCCGGCCAGCAGAACCAGUGCCUGCUGUCGGCCCCCGCUGGGCCCCACAUGGACCAGAACCACUGGAGCUGACCGGGACCAGAACCACUGGAGCUGACCGGGACCAGAACCACUGGAGCUGACCGGGACCAGAAUCAAGACGAGGGUCCAGAACACGAGGCCUCCUUCUCUUAUUCUGAACAUUUUCAAACUGCAGUUUAUUUAAAACAACGUGAUGGAACCAUCCUGUGAGUCAAUUAUUAAGAAUAAGGACUUAGUUUGUCAGAAUAAGGACUUAGUUUGUCAGAAUAAGGACUUAGUUUGUCAGAAUAAGGACUUAGUUUAUCAGAAUAAGGACUUAGUUUGUCAGAAUAAGGACUUAGUUUGUCAGAAUAAGGACUUAGUUUGUUAGAAUAAGGACUUAGUUUGUCAGAAUAAGGACUUAGUUUGUCAGAAUAAGGACUUAGUUUGUCAGAACAAAGACUUAGUUUGUCAGAAUAAGGACUUAGUUUGUCAGAAUAAGGACUUAGUUUAUCAGAAUAAGGACUUAGUUUGUCAGAAUAAGGACUUAGUUUGUUAGAAUAAGGACUUAGUUUGUCAGAAUAAGGACUUAGUUUGUCAGAAUAAGGACUUAGUUUGUCAGAACAAAGACUUAGUUUGUCAGAAUAAGGACUUAGUUUGUCAGAAUAAGGACUUAGUUUGUCAGAACAAAGACUUAGUUUGUCAGAACAAAGACUUAGUUUGUCAGAAUAAGGACUUAGUUUGUCAGAAUAAGGACUUAGUUUGUCAGAAUAAGGACUUAGUUUGUUAGAAUAAGGACUUAGUUUGUCAGAAUAAGGACUUAGUUUGUCAGAAUAAGGACUUAGUUUGUCAGAAUAAGGACUUAGUUUGUUAGAAUAAGGACUUAGUUUGUCAGAAUAAGGACUUAGUUUGUCAGAAUAAGGACUUAGUUUGUUAGAAUAAGGACUUAGUUUGUCAGAAUAAGGACUUAGUUUGUCAGAAUAAGGACUUAGUUUGUCAGAAUAAGGACUUAGUUUGUCCUCUUUAUAUGUGGUAGAGUUUCUCAGUAAAGACUUACAGGAUGUUUUGAUCAGGUCCAGAGCCAAGUCCUCCUCUCUGUUAUUUGUGUGUCGCUCUCUGUUCUGCAGUUUAAAUGCUUUCAUUAAAAACUCCUUCAAAGCCCCGGCCAUGGCGCAACUGGCUGGGGCACCUGCACCGUGCACCGUAAGCCGGCGACCCGGGUUCGAUUCCCGACCCGUGGUCUUUUCCGGAUCCCACCCCGACUCUCUCCCACUUUCCUGUCGCUCUCCACUGUCCGAUCCGAUUAAAGGCAAAAAGCCCCCAAAAAAAUCUUUAAAAAAGAAACUCCUUCAAACAGAAAAGCUCCGAAAUAUCUGUGAACAAUAAAUAAGUGUUGACCGAC
Messenger RNA from Eleginops maclovinus (Patagonian blennie), 3031 nucleotides. RefSeq names its product lymphocyte cytosolic protein 2a (gene lcp2a). The record is from RefSeq and is a predicted model, not a curated record. The coding region runs from base 208 to 1701 and encodes 497 amino acids. Lineage: Eukaryota; Metazoa; Chordata; Actinopteri; Perciformes; Eleginopidae. Gene Ontology annotation, molecular function: protein binding. The transcript has 20 exons. Gene Ontology annotation, biological process: intracellular signal transduction; cell surface receptor protein tyrosine kinase signaling pathway.